CACCCAUCAAGAUGUAUUCGAUUACUGCUGUUAUCCUGGCUUUGGCCGUCGGUGGCCAUGCCAUCUCGCCACGGGAGUCCAACUCCUUGGGAGAAAGCCUCGGCAUUAAGCCCGACUCGAUGAUCAGCUACGAUGGAAUUUACUUCGGCUGGGCUCCCAACUACAGCCCGCAGGUAACCCUAGCCGACCUCAACGAAGCAACUGGCCAGAAAGGCGCAACAUACAACGUCUACUCGCAGAUCACGCAAGACAAUGUGGACUCGAACUCCUACGACGGCAACGAUCAGUACAAUGUAGACGACAUCAUCUCAUCCGGCGCGGUCCUGAUCGCAUCGCUCAUGCCAACGGUCGAUUGGACCGACAUCACCGAAGAACUCUGCAACUCCGUUGCAGACUACUUCAAAACCACAUUCACCAGCAAAAACGUCACUGUUUGGCUGCGAUACGCCCACGAGAUGAACUACUAUGCUGACCCGAGCGUGGAUACUUACCCCGGAGGCCGCGACUACUCCGCCUUCCUCACCACCUGGAAAUCCAUGCACGCAGCCACCCACCCCAACCCCCUGAUACACAUGUUCUGGUCGCCGAACGAAAACACCACCUCCGAGCCCGUCGCCCCCUGGUGGCCCGGAGAAGACUACGUCGACAUCGUCGGCAUGGACUACUACCCCGACGCCAGUGAUCUACCGGACUUUGCUACCGCGUACGGCGAUUUCUAUGAUACGUAUGCUAAGGGAUAUAGUCUGCCGUUUGCGAUCGCGGAGACGGGCACCCAGUUGGGGAGUGGGGCUGCCACUGUCGCGCAGAAGCAGCAGUGGUUGAAGAGUAUCAUUAACCCUGCUGCGGGGUUGGGGGAUUAUGAUGAGUUCUAUGUUAGUUGUACGUGGUUUGAGUAUGGGCCGCCGACUAACGAGGUGGACUUUUAUAUCGUGUAUGGGCAGACGGAGGCGGUGGUCGAGGAGACGAUUUCAAAUACGGAGAGUGGGGUGUAAGUAGG
Aspergillus heteromorphus CBS 117.55 is the source of this 997-nucleotide messenger RNA. RefSeq names its product glycoside hydrolase. Gene Ontology annotation, molecular function: mannan endo-1,4-beta-mannosidase activity. The record is from RefSeq and is a predicted model, not a curated record. NCBI's taxonomy places the organism in Eukaryota, Fungi, Ascomycota, Eurotiomycetes, Eurotiales, Aspergillaceae. Bases 12 to 992 code for a protein of 326 amino acids. Gene Ontology annotation, biological process: substituted mannan metabolic process. The transcript has 4 exons.